This is a messenger RNA of Sparassis crispa, 225 nucleotides long. RefSeq lists its product as hypothetical. The coding region runs from base 1 to 225 and encodes 74 amino acids. The record is from RefSeq and is a predicted model, not a curated record. NCBI's taxonomy places the organism in Eukaryota, Fungi, Basidiomycota, Agaricomycetes, Polyporales, Sparassidaceae. The transcript has a single exon.
AUGAUCUUCGCCAAAGCACUGGCUGAAAAAGCCGUCAUCCUCGCCAAGAAGCACCUCUUACCUGUCUCUCAGCACAUACUUUCGUCUUCGCGCCCAUCUUCUACUGGUACCGGCGUGCGCAUUACGUACUUUGGUCGCAGGUUGGACGUUGAUGUGCGCGGGCGGUCUCCUGCGCAUAUGGUGUCAACGUGCACUCGGCCGUUUCUUCCCGUGAGAGCUCCGUGA